Mercenaria mercenaria is the source of this 5289-nucleotide messenger RNA. RefSeq names its product sodium leak channel NALCN-like. The transcript is spliced from 39 exons. Gene Ontology annotation, molecular function: calcium ion binding; voltage-gated calcium channel activity. Gene Ontology annotation, cellular component: voltage-gated calcium channel complex; membrane. Gene Ontology annotation, biological process: calcium ion transmembrane transport. The coding region runs from base 280 to 5289 and encodes 1669 amino acids. NCBI's taxonomy places the organism in Eukaryota, Metazoa, Mollusca, Bivalvia, Venerida, Veneridae. The record is from RefSeq and is a predicted model, not a curated record.
CAAAAAGAUGAUGAGGAAGAUAAAUUAUUUUUAAGAAGAAACGACAGAAAAAUUACAUUUCAUAAUGAAACACAGAUAAAAACAACUUUUUUUCAUGUAGUUUUUGAAAAAUUACAUGGUAAAUUCAAAUUAGAAGACGAAAGUUGUGCAGUUAUGGGUGCAAAGGAUGAUUUUUGCCAGUUACCAGAAGCCAUAGGCAGAAAAAAUAACAUCUUGUAAUCAUCAUCAUCAUCAUCAUCAUCAGUAAUGUGAUUGUUGAAGGAGGUAUAACAGAAGAAGAUGUUGGUCAACAGAAAGACCAGUUUCCGGGAGAAUCUCCCACUGUCUGACUAUGGACCAGAUGAAAACCUCAAUGACAAUGCAGACAUUGAUUGGGUCAAUAAGGAUUGGGUACGACGCCUGUUCAGAGGUUGUGCCCUUGUGAGUGUUAUGUCUGUCAGUAUGAACACACCAGCCACGUUCAUGUAUGUUCCGUCGCUGGAGUAUCUGACGUUUGUUCUCGAUCUCAUUGUCACAUUCCUCUUCACAGCAGAAAUGAUCGCUAAAAUGCAUAUCAGAGGAAUACUUAAGGGAGAUGUACCAUACCUACGUGACAGAUGGUGUCAGUUUGAUUUUUUCAUGGUGUCAUGUCUCUGGAUAUCAGUCCUUUUACAGGUUUUUGAGCUGACCAGGGUUGUUCAGCCAUAUUCCUAUUGGUCGAUCUUGAGGUGUAUGCGUCCACUGAUCCUGAUCAGAGUUUUCCGAGUUUUUCUGAAAUUCUCUCUACCUAAAAAUAGAAUCAACUCAAUAUUUAAACGUUCGGGACAGCAGAUCUACAAUGUGACGAUAUUUUUCCUGUUCUUUAUGAUGCUGUACGGGAUUCUGGGUGUGCAGAUCUUUGGGGAACUGAAACAUCAUUGUGUGAGAGAAAAUGUGACAAAUACAUCGAAGAUAACAUUGUAUGACCUUGCCAUUCCCGAUACAUACUGUUCACCUGAUGAUCAGCCUGGAUACCAUUGUCCUAAAGGCAUGAAAUGUAUGUCUAUAGACAUCCCGAAAAAUAACCGAGGAUUCAAUGGAUUUGAUGAAUUACCGACAAGUUUUUUCACAGUAUAUGAAGCAGCGUCACAGGAAGGCUGGGUUUUUCUCAUGUACAGAGCAAUGGACAGUCUAGAAUCUGUGUUUGCCAUCAUCUACUUUAUAUCCCUUAUCUUCUUAUUGGCCUGGCUUGUAAAGAAUAUCUUUAUUGCUGUCAUCAUUGAAUCAUUCGCUGAGAUCCGAGUACAGUUUCAACAGAUGUGGGGAUCUCGAGGAACUGAUACAGAUUCCGACUCUUCCCAGGUUAUACAACAAGAGGGGAAGACUUGGAAGAUGGUGAUCUUGGACCAGAAUAAACCACAGGGGCUAGCACCACCAAUAUUUCAGCAGAUAUUGCGAUCCAGUGCCUUUCAUGCCUUUAUUUUACUGAUGGUACUAGCGAGUGCUAUAGCUGAAGCUAGCCUCAGCUUUGACGGGGAUUCUGUCGAUCCUGAAAAUACCAUGGAUACUUUCUAUUAUCUAGAGGUAUUUUUCACACUGCUGUUCGAUCUGGAGGCAAUAUUCAAGAUCUGGUGCUUGGGUUUCCGUGGUUACUGGCGUCGUUCACUUCACAAAUUUGAAUUAUGUUUGGUCAUUGGUACUACUUUACACAUCAUACCUGCCUGGUACAGAACUCAGCUAACAUAUUUUCAGGUGUUGAGGGUAGUCAGACUGAUCAAAGCUUCACCAAUGUUAGAGGAUUUCUGCUGGAAGAUUUUUGGUCCAGGCAAGAAGUUAGGCAGUAUAGUCUUGUUCACUAUGUGUCUGCUGAUCAUUGCCUCAAGUAUAAGUCUGCAACUGUUCUGUUCUAUCGAGGGGUUUGAUAACUUUGAAACAUUUCCGAAGGCAUUCAUGUCCAUGUUCCAGAUUUUGACCCAGGAGGGUUGGGUGGAAGUUGUGUAUGAUACAUUGGCGCAUACAUCAAAUGAUUUUUUUUGGUUGUUAAUACGCGUGUACUUUCUUUUCUACCAUCAAUUUGUUAGUGUGAUUGUGAUAAGUUUGUUUGUGGCUGUGAUCCUGGACAACCUGGAGGUGGAUGAAGACAUUAAGAAACUCAAGCAGUUGAAGGCAACAGAACAAAGUGCUGAUGAAUCAGAGUCUCUGCCUUUCAGGCUGAAAAUAUUUGAAAAGUUUCCAAACCGCCCACAAAUGGUAAGGGUAAACAAACUGUCGGCAGAUUUCAACAUUGUGGAAGUAAGAGAGAGCUUCAUGCGGCAGUUCAGCACACCACAGCUCGAUUUGGUCAUGGAUACAGAAGAAAAUGCUGAUGAAAAUCAGUCGUUUGUGAAGAAGACUCCUAUAAGUCUUGUGAAAUCCCCAAACCUCGGAGCCAGAAGUGGUGGUCAUAUUGAGAAACAGAUGGGUAUUUCAGCUGUUAUAAGGGAAUCAAAUCAACACAAACUGAUGGGUGGCUCAGGACAAAUGGUGAACAAUGGACCUAAAUCUUUACUGUCUCAGCAGUACCAGCUUCGAAUGGAUAGAAGAAGUAUGAGAGGAUCGCGGCCAGGAAGUCUAAAAUUGGGUCACCACUCUGCGGGAGUUAAGGAAAAUGGUGAUAUUACACAUCUUAUGAUGGGUGGAGGAAAUUUAACUGGUGGCACAGGCAUGCACAGAGCUGAUGAUUUUGAUAUCAAGAUGAUUCAACAGAGGAAACAACAGGCUGAGAUUAAAAGGAAUCAGAUACAGGAUGACCUAAGGGAGAACCAUCCUUUCUUUGACACGCCUCUGUUUGCAGUGGGACGAGAGAGUAAAAUACGCAAAAUCUGUCAAAUAAUUGUCAAUGCAAAGUAUAACUACUUGCUUCGAGAUCCCAUAACUGGAAAGGAACUGCCAAAUGCUUAUAAAAGAAUUUUACCCCUGUGGAUCAGAAAGUUGUUUGGACUGGUCACCUACCUGGACUGGAUCAUGAUAAUGGUGACAAUUAUGUCAUGUAUAUCUAUGAUGUUUGAAACCCCACAUUACAGAAUGACCAAUGAACCGGAAUUGAAGUAUGCUGAGUAUAUAUUUGUAUUUAGUAUGAGUGUUGAGAUGGGACUGAAGAUCCUGGCUAAUGGAUUCUUCUUCACACCAAAAGCUGUUGUCAAAGAUUUUAGUGGAGUUCUUGAAAUUUUCAUAUAUGUGGUUAGUGUGAUAUUUCUAUGCUGGCAACCAGAGCAUGUGCCACCACUAGAGGGCGCUCAGAUUCUCAUGAUACUGCGUUGUUUACGUCCUCUACGUAUAUUCAUCUUGGUACCACACAUGAGGAAAGUGGUGUAUGAGUUGGUGAGAGGAUUCAAAGAGAUUCUGCUGGUAUCUGUUUUACUGAUUGUGCUCAUGUUUGUGUUUGCCACAUUUGGAGUACAUCUGCUGGGUGGAAAGUUGGCCAGGUGUAAUGAUCCUAACAUAAAAAAUAAGAGUGAAUGUCAUGGAACAUUUAGAGCUGCAAUGUUUGUUACAAAAAUGAAAGUGGACCUAGGACCCAAUGAGACAAGGCCAGGAUUUAUGGUUCCCCGAGUUUGGGCCAACCCUCAUAACUUUGACUUUGACAACAUAGGCAAUGCUAUGCUGGCACUAUUUGAGGUUCUCUCCCUUGAAGGAUGGCUAGAGGUCAGGGAUGUCAUCAUUGAAAGGGUCAAACCUAUUGACAGUAUAUAUGUGCACGUGUUUGUAUUUAUUGGAUAUAUGAUUGGAUUGACAUUGUUCGUAGGUGUGGUCAUUGCCAACUACAGUGAGAACAAGGGGACAGCUUUGUUGACAGUAGAUCAGAGAAGAUGGAUGGAUUUAAAAGGAAGGAUCAAACUUGCCCAGCCCCUUCAUAUCCCGCCACAACCAGAUAAACCCGGUCUCAGAAGCUUUCUGUAUGAAGUGGUGCAGCAUAGAUAUUAUAGACGUGUCACUGCACUCCUUGUCCUAUCCAACUGUUUCCUGCUAUGUGUACCGUGGAGGGAAAACAGAAAGGAAGCUGUGUUUUUGGCAACUAUAUCAGCCGUUUUUACCCUCCUCUUUUUGGUCGAGGUGAUAAUGAAGAUGAUAGCACUAACACCAGCUGGGUACUGGACAAGAAGGAGUAACAGAUUUGAUACAUUUGUAACACUGAUUGGUGUAAUCUGGAUAUUUGUACACUUUGGAGUCCAGUUCUCAGAACAUCCACGGGAGGUUCACAGGGCAAGCUACAUGUUUGGAUCAUGUGUUAUUAUUCUGAGGUUCUUCACAAUUCCUGGAAAACAGGCGACAUUGAAGAUGUUAAUGCAGACUGUGUUGAUGUCUGUGUUUAAAAGUUUCUUCAUCAUAAUGGGAAUGUUUCUACUCAUGUUGUUCUAUGCCUAUACUGGUGUCCUGUUGUUUGGUAAUGUCAAGUAUGGAUAUGAUUUGGGCAGGCAUGCCAACUUUAAGACCACAUCAAGUGCUAUAGCCCUGCUAUUCCGUAUUGUUACUGGAGAAGAUUGGAACAAAAUCAUGCAUGAUUGUAUGGUAGCGAAGCCAUUCUGUAGAUAUCGUCCAGGAAACAGUUUCUGGGAGACCAAUUGUGGCAACUUCACAGCCUCUCUGAUAUUCUUCUGUUCUUUCUAUGUCAUCAUUACAUACAUUGUCCUCAACCUACUUGUUGCUAUCAUCAUGGAGAAUUUCUCGUUGUUUUACUCCAAUGAAGAGGAUGCUCUGCUGAGCUACAAUGAUAUAAGACAGUUUCAGAAUACGUGGAAUAUGGUAGAUGUUAAUAGAAAGGGUGUGGUACCAGUAAACAGAGUGAAGUACCUGCUGAGAUUGUUAAAGGGAAGACUGGAAGUGGACCUUGAGAAAGAGAAACUGCUGUUUAAACACAUGUGUUAUGAACUCGAGAGGCUUCAUAAUGGUGCAGAUGUUACCUUCCAUGAUGUUCUUAGUAUGUUGUCGUAUAGAUCAGUAGACAUCAGGAAGAGUUUACAGCUGGAAGAAUUGCUGGCUAGAGAAGACCUAGAAUAUUCUAUAGAGGAAGAGGUCGCCAAACAAACCAUCAGAAACUGGCUUGAUAAAUGUCUGAAAAGGAUCAGAGCUAAAAAUCAUUCAAACCUUAUAUCAAAUCUACGUGCCAUGAAUGAGCCACUAUUCACUGUAACAGAACUCCCAGCAAGUCUGGCUGACAGCAGUGAAGAGAGUAAAGAUGAGGCUCCAGUUAACCCCUCAGCCCCUAGGAGUCGGAAAAAGGGAACAGUGGAACUAAAUCCACCAAAUAUUCACAUAGAACCACCACCACCCUCUUCAAAGUUUGUGUUGUGA